CCGGGAACAUGGCGGGGAGGCUCGCGGCCGCCGGCACCUCGCCGCCGGACCGGGACCGAGCAGCGCCCAACGUGGUGGCGUGGAUCUCGCAAUGGGCAGACGACCACCUGCGUCUCGUCCGGAACAUCAGCACCGUAAUGGCCAUAGCUGGAGUAAUGUUACUUCUAAGAAGUGUUCGACUGACAUCAAAAUUCACAAGUUCUUCAGAUAUUCCAGUAGAAUUUAUAAGAAGGAAUGUUAAACUACGAGGACGACUACGCCGAAUAACCGAGAAUGGUUUAGAGAUUGAACAUAUUCCCAUUACUUUACCUAUUAUAUCUUCGUGGAGAAAAGAGCCGUGUGGUGCUUUGCUGGUUAAGUUGGCUGGAGUAGAACUCACUGAAACUGGGAAGGUGUGGUUACAAAAAGAGCUAAAACCUUCCCAAGUAGUAUGGUUCCAACUUCUUGGAAAGGAGAAUUCAGCACUCUUUUGCUACCUUUUAGUGAAUAAGGGUAGAUAUUUUAGUGUGAGUCUGAAUGAAGAAAUUUUGAGAAGAGGCCUUGGCAAAACUGUUCUCGUUAAAGGGCUAAAUUAUGAUUCUAAAAUCUAUUGGAGAAUUCACAGAAACUUACUUAAAGCUGAAUUAAUAGCCUUAAAAAAAGGAGAAGGAAUAUGGAAGGAAGAAUCUGAAAAAGAAAGUUAUUUGGAAAAAUUCAAAGGCUCCUGGAGAGAAAUAUGGAAAAAAGACAGUUAUUUAAAAAAAAUUGGAUCAGAUUUCAACUUGAAAAAAGAAAGUUAUUAUGACAAAUUUAGAAGGACUUAUGAAACAUGGAAAGAAAACAUGAAUAACUACUCCUUAAUACUGAAGUUCAGAGAACUUCUGAGUCGCAUACACUUUCGUAGAAAAGGAUGAAAUAUUCCAAGAGAUCUGGAGGUGACCUACUCCAAAAAGAAUAAAAUAUAAUGGAUAAAUAUAAUGGAUAUUUUUCAUUGGGUUGAAAUGGAAAAUUUCCCCAAAUGAUCAAAGUUGCAUUCUAAUGUAUUUAAAUAUUUAAGAGAUUAUUCUUAUAAAUGUAAUAUCAGAAUAAUUUAAAUAAAUUGUGAUUAAUGUAAUAUCCUUUUAGGAAAAAUGAAAUGCUCUAUAAAAAGUUAUCAGGUUGAGGGCGAUAUACAUGUAGUGAUAAUAUAUGAAGAGAGAGUUUAACUAUUGGCCAUUGUAUUAUUUUAGUCAUUUUGGGCAGCCAUAUUUAACUUUUGUUUAAAGAGAGUAUUUGUU
Eubalaena glacialis (North Atlantic right whale) is the source of this 1256-nucleotide messenger RNA. RefSeq names its product chromosome 6 C3orf33 homolog (gene MISO1). The coding region runs from base 9 to 893 and encodes 294 amino acids. The record is from RefSeq and is a predicted model, not a curated record. NCBI's taxonomy places the organism in Eukaryota, Metazoa, Chordata, Mammalia, Artiodactyla, Balaenidae. The transcript is spliced from 5 exons.